GGAGAACGCAUCAAGCCCAGGCGGCGGUGGAAAGGUGAUGGGGUGUUUGGAUUCCAUAGGUUUUUCCUUUUCCCCUUGCUAGGUCAAGAGUCUCUUCGCAGCUUGGGGCUAGGAUCUUCAUUUGCCUUUUUUCUUUUUUGGAGGAAGGGGGUUGUGUCCACAUAUUUAAGUAUUUGAGGUUCUUGGGCAACUUCCUUCUUACUUCGCCUCGAGGCGUAUCCUUUUUUUAGCCUGAGGUGGGGUCCUCCCCAGGGAGAGAGAAAGUUGUUUGAGCUCCUUUCUUACUCUGUGCGUGGUUAAAGGCCUCUGGACUCAGUUCCAGGGAAAGGGAGAUGAGUGAUGGGGGGGCCGAGACUCGCGGGUACUGCCUACUUCCGAAGAGUUAGACGCUUCCACCUGGGUGGAGGAGGGGCCCUGGGAACUAGAUUCCUGUGUUAGGAGCCAAGUAGGUAUUGAGGGCGAAGAAACAAGUGGAAAGAGACAUUUCUUUUCUUUUCUUUUCUUUUUUUGUGACGGUGUCUUGCUCCGUCGCCCAGGCUAGAGUGCAGUGGCGCGGUCUCGGCUCACUGCAACCUCCGCCUCCCGGGUUCAAGCGAUUCUCCUGACUCAGCCUCCCGAGUAGCUGGGACUACAGGUGCCCGCCACCGCGCCCGGCUAAUUUUUAGAUUUUUAGUAGAGACGGGGUUUCACGAUGUUGGCCAGGCUGGUCUCGAACUCUUGACCUCGUGAUCCAUCCGCCUCGGCCUCCCAAAGUGCUGGGAUUACAGGCGUGAGCCACCGCGCCCAGCCAGAAAAGAGACAUUUCUUUUGUGGAAGUCGUGGUAGUUCUCCAGGCUGGAGAACACACCUAAACAUGUGGAAUCCCAAUGCCGGGCAGCCAGGGCCAAAUCCAUAUCCCCCCAAUAUUGGGUGCCCUGGAGGUUCCAAUCCUGCCCACCGACCACCUAUUAAUCCACCCUUUCCCCCAGGCCCCUGUCCUCCUCCCCCAGGAGCUCCCCAUGGCAAUCCAGCUUUCCCCCCAGGUGGGCCCCCUCAUCCCGUGCCACGGCCAGGGUAUCCAGGAUGCCAACCGUUGGGUCCCUACCCUCCUCCAUACCCACCGCCUGCCCCUGGAAUCCCUCCUGUGAAUCCCUUGGCUCCUGGCAUGGUCGGACCAGCAGUGAUAGUGGACAAGAAGAUGCAGAAGAAAAUGAAGAAAGCUCAUAAAAAGAUGCACAAGCACCAAAAGCACCACAAGUACCACAAGCAUGGCAAGCAUUCCUCCUCUUCCUCCUCCUCUUCCAGCAGUGAUUCUGACUGAAUACAGGCCCUGGACCCUUCCCUCAAGUCUCACCAGUUCUGCUCUCCCAUCAAGCUUCAGAUGCCAUGUUGUACUGGGGGAAUGUAGCCCUUGUGCUCCCCACCCCCUACCUCCACCUGAGCCUCACCCUGCUGUUGAGCCCUGAGUGGCUAGGGGAAAUGGGAAGAGGAUUGCCAUGGCCUGGCCAUCUUGUUGCUGCUUGGAUAGAUCAUAUAGCUAAUGAAUUAGGCAGGGGAGCUAUUUUUUGAAGAUGAUGAACUAAAUGUUGAAGACAAGUUUGAGAUCUGUAAAAUGUGAUUUUUUACUUCUGCUUAUAAUACUUGUGAUUGGGGAGGUUUGUGGAAAUUCAAUUAUGAUGAAAAACCUCUAUCUUUUUUGUAAUGUUGGCAUACUUGGGGAAUUUAGUGGCAAAUACAUUCCCCAGCAGGCCUUUUGUUGGUUGCACUAACUGCAAGGUUGCUGGGAAGUAGAGUCCAUUUGGUUGAUGAGCUUUGACUGCGGUUUUGGAACCUUACCUCUCCUCCUUAGCCCAAUAUGCUGUCUCGGGUCCUAUUCAAAUAAAGUUAUUUCUCCUGGUCUCA
Gorilla gorilla gorilla (western lowland gorilla) is the source of this 1881-nucleotide messenger RNA. RefSeq names its product proline rich 13 (gene PRR13). The record is from RefSeq and is a predicted model, not a curated record. Bases 854 to 1300 code for a protein of 148 amino acids. The transcript has 4 exons. NCBI's taxonomy places the organism in Eukaryota, Metazoa, Chordata, Mammalia, Primates, Hominidae.